AUGGGAAACCAUACGAGCAAGAAAACAAUUGAAACAAUAUCGUCAUCGGCUACCAAUGUUAGCAGUAGCUUGCAUGGCACGACCGAAUUAACUUCCUAUGAAGCUACUUGCAGAUUAUACACGGAGCUGCGAACGUUAGACACGAACGUCCGAGCUCGAACGGAUCAUGUCAUCGACGUACUCGCGGGCGUCGAGAUCCGAGCACUUUCGUUCGAUUCACUUCUAGAGGCUCGAACGGAUCAUGUCAUCGACGUACUCGCAGUCAGCGACGAGAUCCGAUCACUUUCGUUCGAUUCGCAUCUAGAGGUGACCGAAUGCCUUUUGGAAAUGAACCAAGAGGUCAUCCGAGUUAUCUUGGAAUGCAAGAAAGACAUAUGGAAGAGCCUCGGAUUGUUCGAGCUUGUCGAGGAAUACUUUGAGAACAGCUUGAAGACACUCGAUUUUUGUUCGUCGUUGGAGAAGUGUUUAAAACGCGCUCGCGAUAGCCGGUUGCUUAUCCUCGUCGCAUUGCAACAAUUCUACGAGGAAAACGAAACUGGCUGUCGUGACGAUGAAGUUAAGUACGCUAGGACAUUGGAAGAGUUAAAGAAUUUCAAGGCGACCGGUGAUCCGUUCACCGAGGAAUUCUUUCGAGUAUUUCAAUCCGUUUAUGGACAACAAAUAACAAUGUUUGAGAAAUUACAGCUUCGGAAGAACAAGCUCAAUAAGAAGCUUAAGUACAUUCAUGCAUGGAGGAAGGUAUCUAGUUUGAUAUUUGUCGCCACAUUCGCCGUGGUUUUGAUCUGUUCGAUCGUGGCUGCAGCCAUUGCUGCUCCACCGGUUGCAGCUAUUAUGGCAGCUGCAACCUCGAUCCCGUUAGGUUCGAUGGGGAAAUGGAUCGAUUCCCUAUGGAAAAACUACGAAAAUGCUUUGAAAGGACAAAGAGAUGUGAUUAGCUCGAUGCAAGUAGGAACUUAUGUGGCCAUUAAAGACUUGGAUAACAUUAGGGUUCUCGUCGAUCGGCUCGAGAUCGAGAUCGAAUCUAUGUUGAAAAUCGCGGAUUUCGCGAUACAAGAAGAAACUGUUAAAAUCGGGGUGGACGAAAUCAAGAAGAAACUGGAGAAUUUUAUGAAGAACGUGGAGGAUUUGGGGCAACAAGCUGAUAUUUGUAGCCGAGACAUUAGGAGAGCGAGGACUGUGGUACUUCAAAGGAUCAUAAAACGUCCCAACAACUCAUAAAAUUUCACUCAACCCUUCAUUUCGAUGCCGAUAAGGUUG
Messenger RNA from Hibiscus syriacus, 1257 nucleotides. RefSeq names its product UPF0496 protein At4g34320-like. NCBI's taxonomy places the organism in Eukaryota, Viridiplantae, Streptophyta, Magnoliopsida, Malvales, Malvaceae. The coding region runs from base 1 to 1218 and encodes 405 amino acids. The record is from RefSeq and is a predicted model, not a curated record. The transcript has 2 exons.